GCACGAUUUCUUUCCCUCUGUAGAACCUUGUAUCCCACGUUUCCUCCUUCAAAUUCUGUGAUUAAUGGCUGGCUUGCUGACUUGCUCACAACAGAGUCCACCAUAGCUGUUUGGAGCUCAUGUUCAGUGGGCAGCACCUCAUCAGACGACCCUUGCCAACCAGUCAAAACACCCUGCUCUAUAGACUUGACCAGAUUUGCUACAGCCAGAUUCAGAUUUCUACAAGCAGCUUCUGCAGAUACCUGAGCUUUGCCCUUUGAGGCCGCAGGGGUUUUAUUAGGGCUUUGACCUUUGUUUUGACUUUGUUUCAGCUCCAAUUCCAAAAGAAACGAAACAUUCGAGUCCCCCUUUCCGCCUUUCGUCACGUGUUAGGUUUUAGCGGAGAAGCCAUAGCUGGAAACCAGUAACAAGAAGGAGGAACUGAGGAAGAAGAACAAGGAUGCUGUACGUAAUAGGGUUGGGAUUGGGCGACGAGAAGGAUAUCACCCUGCGAGGGUUAGAAGCAGUGAAGAAGUGUGAGAAAGUGUUCAUGGAAGCUUACACUUCUUUGCUCUCUUUCGGCCUCUCCGACGACGGAAUCGCUACUCUGGAAAAUCUGUACGGGAAGCCGAUUACAAUCGCCGACAGGGAGAUGGUGGAGGAGAAAGCCGACGAGAUUUUGUCCGCCGCUGGUGCCUCCGAUGUCGCCUUCCUCGUCGUCGGAGAUCCCUUCGGAGCUACGACGCAUAGUGAUCUAGUGGUUCGAGCUAGGGAAUUAGGGAUUGGGGUUAAGGUAGUGCACAAUGCGUCCGUGAUGAAUGCGAUUGGGGUUUGUGGAUUGCAGCUCUAUCGUUAUGGCGAGACUGUUUCGAUUCCGUUCUUCACUGAUGUUUGGAGGCCUGAUAGCUUCUAUGAGAAGAUACAGAAGAAUAGGGAGCUUGGAUUGCAUACUCUCUGCUUGCUAGAUAUUCGAGUGAAGGAGCCUUCGUGGGAGUCCUUGUCGAGGGGGAAGAAGAAGUAUGAACCACCAAGGUACAUGACUAUAAACACUGCAAUCGAGCAGCUGCUGGAAGUUCUACAAAAGCGCGAAGGAUCUGCAUACGAUGAAGAUACCGAUUGUGUUGGGUUUGCCCGGGUGGGAAGUGAGGACCAGAAGAUAGUUGCUGGGCCAAUGAAGCAACUACUUUCAGUCGAUUUUGGUUCACCUUUGCAUUGCCUUGUGAUAACAGGCCAGACACAUCCAUUGGAGGAAGAAAUGCUGAACAUCUACCGGCUUAAUACAAAAGAUGAUUCAGACCAGAAAGUUAAAAAGAGUGUAUAAUUUCCUUGGUUGUCGAAGCAACAAUUGUAACCUGAUGACUCGAGUUAUAACAGAAAUCCCAUUUAUGGAACCUUGAAAUCUUGUUUUGCCUAUUGUUCGGAGAAAUUGAGCCACACAUGCUGUGCUAAAAUGAUUUUGGCGCCAUUUUGUUACUUAAUUACAUGACAAACAACAUUUCAUUUGUGGUCAAUUUAAAAAACGCUUCAGAUGAGCAGGUCAAGUCUCUUUUGUGGCAUUGACCUCAAUUUCU
Linum tenue is the source of this 1550-nucleotide messenger RNA. The record is from the annotation of a GenBank genome assembly. NCBI's taxonomy places the organism in Eukaryota, Viridiplantae, Streptophyta, Magnoliopsida, Malpighiales, Linaceae.